GAUAGUCUUGACGACAUUGAAGUUUUCCAGUCUCACCACAUCUUCCAGCAACUGUACACCUCUAUUGCAAUCAUAUUACAAUCAUGGCGAUCGUUCAAAACUGGUUACCCCCAUCGAGGGAAAACUACCAGCUUGUUGUCCAUCUCUUUCAGUUCUUUCCGCUCAUAACAAUCUUGCAAUGGGUUCAGCCAUGGUAUGGGGCAGGAAAGACGUCGACUAAUAGUCGAUUUAAUAUUCCGGGGAAGAUUGCUUGGAUGACCAUGGAGCUUCCAGGACCUCUGACGCUGCUGUAUGUGAUGAGUACCUUACCUGCUCAAGUUGGUAUGGCACAAAUACCAUGGGAGAAUAAGGUCAUGGCUGGCCUUUAUAUCAUCCACUACCUUUACCGAGCGAUCCUCUUCCCAAUAAUCGCUCCUUCAAUGUCCCCAAUCCAUCCCCUCGUUUGGCUUUCUGCCUUAAGCUUCCAAAUUACCAACGGACUCUCCAUUGGGUCCUGGCUGGGAGGUCAUGGCCCAAUUUCCCGCCUCGAUUGGCAAAGUUAUGGCAACACCUAUAAAGCAGGUGGCCGAAUCGAGUUCGGGAUGUUCCUCUGGGCAUUCGGCCUGAUGGGCAACGCAUUUCACGAUGAUGAGCUCCGCGAGAUCCGCCGAGCAGCCCUUAGGAACCAAGAAGCAGCAUCCAAAGAAGCCGAGCGGAGUACGGGGAAAGGUAAGGCGGCAAAGAAGGGGGUGGAUAAAGUUUACUUGAUUCCCGAAAAUGGGCUCUUUCGCUGGAUCUUCUAUCCUCAUUACUUGUGUGAGUGGAUCGAGUGGACUGGGUUUUGGAUUGUCGGAGGAUGGGAUUGUGUCCCUGCGAGGACAUUCCUACUUAAUGAAAUCGCAGCGAUGUUGCCAAGAGCGCUGCAGGGAAAGAAGUGGUACGAAGAGCGAUUUGGCAAGGAGAAGACUGCUGGCAGAAAGGCGAUCAUACCAGGAUUCUUGUGAGUUGAAGCGGUGUCGUGUGAGGUUCUUUGAGUAGCGGGCGUUUCACGGGUAAUGAUGUUGUCGUAUGGUAACAUGGCAGUUUGAGAUUUGCAUUUCCACUUUCAUUAUUCUGCCUCCAUCAAACAGGCACUUUAUAACUAGCUCAAAUCACCAAACUUAGAACGUAAC
This is a messenger RNA of Cadophora gregata, 1151 nucleotides long. RefSeq lists its product as uncharacterized. Gene Ontology annotation, molecular function: 3-oxo-5-alpha-steroid 4-dehydrogenase activity. Gene Ontology annotation, cellular component: membrane. The transcript has 3 exons. NCBI's taxonomy places the organism in Eukaryota, Fungi, Ascomycota, Leotiomycetes, Helotiales, Ploettnerulaceae. Gene Ontology annotation, biological process: steroid metabolic process. The coding region runs from base 84 to 983 and encodes 299 amino acids. The record is from RefSeq and is a predicted model, not a curated record.